Messenger RNA from Podarcis lilfordi (Lilford's wall lizard), 20393 nucleotides. NCBI's taxonomy places the organism in Eukaryota, Metazoa, Chordata, Lepidosauria, Squamata, Lacertidae. The record is from the annotation of a GenBank genome assembly.
AAGAAGAAGCUCCCUUCGCCGCUCCCACAGCGGAGUGUCCCCCUGGAGACGGGGCGGGGUUACGCGCCUACGUCACCAAAGAGAGCCGUAGGUAAAGGAGACAAACGUCAAAACACACACAACAAGGUCGCUUUCCCCGUAUCUUAACCCGGUCUGUGGUUUCUAAGCACUGCGCAUGUCCGUUUCUUGUCACUCCCCGUUUCCCACUAUGCCAUUGGCCGCCAUGAUAGCGGCGCCGAGGGACGUUAAAAAAAAAACUACAGCUCCCAUCAUGCAUCACUUUGACAGCUCGCCUUUUCCACGGUGCAGGAAAUAAAAGCAAGCAGAGGCGCCUAUGGCGAUACGGACGAUCCAAAGAGCACGCUGGGGAUUGUAGUUUCUGGCUCGAUUGCGGAGGCGACUUGCAUUGCGAGGAGCACAGCUGGGAGAAGGAAGCGGGCCAAAGCCGGGGAGAGAACCUCUUGUUCGCGGCCGGAGGAAGUUUGGCCUCGGCUGAUUCCGUAAAGGAGGAAGAGGCCCGGGAGCGGCUGCGGCGAUGGAUGUUACCCAGCCCAAGCAGGAGCAUCUCUUGGCCCUGAAAGGUACUCGCUCUCGCUUCCUCCGCUCCUUCGGAUUUGGCCUGGGGCUUAGCAGCUGAAAAGCAAAUCCUGCAAGGGACGAGGAGGAGAGAAUCCAGCCCCGCUUCCUUUCUGCGGCGGCUCCCUUGGCCGCUGUUUUUAGGAGACCAAGGCGGGUGGGUCUGAGGCAAUUAAACCUGAGAGGGAUCGGCAGGUUGGUGGCCCAAAGCUAAUUUGCAGGAGAAGUGGGGUAUCCUUUUCAAAAGGUCGGUUCCUUAUUCCACCUGCCAGGGCGUUGUUGAAUAAAGAGCUCUGAAAGUGAUCCUAGAUCCAGCCUCAUUGGUUCAAGCCGGAGUGUGCACUCAGGAGGGGGAAUCUCCCAACGUUUUCAGAUUUCUUUUGAAAGAGAAGGACAUCGUCGCUUCCCUAGGAAAUGGUGUAGGGUGUUGUUUUUUGUGCAGUUUUGUAUAAGCAAGAAGUGCAUCUCAAAAUCCAUUGCGAAAUCUUCAGUUGGUAGGCCUUCCUUGCGCUUGCCCAGCUAUGAAUCAAGAGGGACAAUGUUGGUGCAGAACAAGCUUUCAGAGAGGGGUGGUGUGUAAACAUUUCUAAAGCAAGCGGGGCUGCAAUAUUAUACAGCUGCUCCGGGAGUGAGCUUUGAAAAAGGGGGUGCCUGUUAUCUUCUCGUCAGCUCCCACAAAAUGGAACAUUUCCUUGAACUAAAAAAAAUCAAAAAAAUCUGUCAAGCCUUAGAUAUAAUCAGCUGCUAAAGAGGAAGUCCCUUAAUCCUUCCAAUAUAUAUCCUUUCUUUGUAACACAACACAAGCUACGGUAUUUAGGAAAAAACCAAACCCAUUUCUGCAACCUCAGAUGGAAGAACAAGUUCUCACCUGCUUCCUUGAAGUCUCAGUUGUGUGAGUUUACCACAUGGAAACAUUCUCCUGAGAAAAAAUGGCCACUAAGAGUACCAUAAAAGCUGUGAAGGAUGUGUGGAGAGUGCACUGAUUGGGACCAGUACCUAAGCAGUUGUUGAAAUUAGAACCCUUCCUAUCUCCUGUCCCAGUAUCCCCUCAAGUUCUUACAAAUAAUGAGUUGUUGAAAAAGGCAACUCUUUUUAAAUAAUUUCCUUAUGGCGAAGUGGAGUGUAUGAACAUUACAAAGCACAAUCCCAAUACACUUCUGUAGGCAGAAAUGCUUUAAAGACAUUUCAUGGCAAUAUAUAUUUCUGUAGUUGCCAGCAAGGAACACUAAAUAGAGAAAGUACAUAUACAUUGUGGGGUAAAUGCUCUAAAGAAUUGCAGAGCAUGCAAGAAAAAAGGGGGACCUUCAAAGUAAGGACCCAAAGAUGUAGAUUUGUGGAAGAAUGGUUGUCACUGGAGUAUCCUUCCUGCUUCUAAGGCUGAGAGAACUUUCCUCUGUGACAACACAAAUAGCAUAGACGGUACUUGGAACACUAUCCAGUCUAAAAUUGUGACCCCAUGUGCAUGCAUACACUUCUGACGUUACCGUGAACAUGAAUAAUUUCAGUCCUCCCAGCUUCUCUCCCUCUUUUUUCAAUUAUUAUCCUACUAUAGUAACAUUCCAACUCUGCUAUCCUUCCUUCUUCUUAGGAGUCAUAAGCAACAGCUACUACUACUGCAUGAAAGCUUCCUGCCUGUGACAAACAGUAUGUGAAGAAAUUGUCAUCAGGGCCACAGUGUGGAAGUAAAAGGGUUAACCCCCCCACGCACUGCAGCCCCUGUUCCUGAUUCUCCCCCUUCUGUGACUGCUAUUUAUUAGUUUAGCAAUAAAAAUAAACAAUCUGAAAAAGCAAACCAGUACAACAAUAAAUCUGAUUUAUAUCACAACACCAUGAGGAUGAGAAAACCUAUCCAGUCCAGCAAAAUGCUUGCUCAGAUAGGGAUGUCUACACGCUGCAUAAAACCGAUCAGCCUUGGCAUCAGCUGAGUCCGUGAGGGGAGGGCAUUCCACAAUUGGGAAGCCGCUUUAGAGUUGGAAGGAAACAGUUAUGCAAUGCCGAGAUAUAUGUUUAAGGCAACAUGUUUGGCACUCACAGAAGUUCAGAAAUUUGGUGCUGUAUCAUAGCUCCCUUACAGUAGGGCCAUCUCACUUGAUUAAUUUCUGUAUUGGAGAAACUUAUAUAGCAUUCUGGUUUGAAUUAGCAAACCCAGAUGUCUGACAGAAACAAAAAAACUAUAAGUCUGAGGGGGUGCUGUUGUGGUUUGGUUUUCCAACUGCAUACGUUUGCAGCCCAUUACACUUGCUACAGCCUUUUCUAGCGAUAACUGCGUCAACAUGAUGGUGAAUUUUAGUGGGAAAACUGCUAGCGUGUCUUAUUACUUGCAAUACUUCUGCUCUAGGUCCUGUUUUCUUCUGAACUGCACAGCACAUGGCAUGAAAAGAUUCUUUUAAGUGAUUAUAUCAUUAGUGAUGAAGCUGCUGUCCAAGAAACAUUUAAAAUAAGAACAUGUGGAUUCCUGUUGUACAAGCAUGGAGGUGAUUCUGCACUAUCGAGCAUGGCAAAGGGACCCUGCAGCAUUGCAAAGAAUCACGGAAGAGGCACUGAAAGAAUUUCCUGUUAGGAAGCUCCCAAGUUUCAUACCCUGGUUUCCAAAUGACUUGCGCCAACUUCCCCUCAAACCUAAAAGAAUCGCUCCAGUUAUUUCUGGUGAAGAAGUAGAGCAAAUAAAACAACAUAUUGCAGCCAUAGAAACUGCUUGCUGCUCCCCAUCUUAUGACUGUACUGCAGGGCUUAAGGAAUUCCAUCCUGAUGUAAAAGCUGGGAAGUGUUUGCAAGCUGAGCAUGAAAGAAACAAUUUUAGCAAUUUGGAAAAGCAAACAGCAAGCAGCAAGCAGAAGCUGAGAAGGUCUUGGAGUGUGUCUCUUCCCAACUCUAAGCUCAAAGACAAGAUUCUUCCUUUAUCUAGAGAACUGCAGAGCACUUUAGACAAAUUAAAGCUCCAUGCAUUCUAUAGAGCCCAGUGGAUAAUUGAACCAUCUACUUUUGGUAUUCAAACGUUGGAGGACAUUUGGGUAGAGCUCAAUAAGAUGAUCAAACACAAUGAACUGCCAUCAUGUAAUGCUACGAUCCAGAGAUGUGAAGGGCAGAUUUCAGUUUUCUGUGACAUACUGUACUGUGAAUAUGUUGCCAACAAGCUUAGAGAAAAAUUAAACCUUUUGGGGAAAAUAAAUUUGUUUGUUCACAAAUAUGGAAUCAUACAUAGUCUGUAGCUUUAUAACAAGGCAUUGCUACUUUCUGUGAAAUGUUAUAUUUUAAAUACACUUUGUUGCCUUACAAUGUUUUUGAAAAAAAUCUGUGGUAGUGCGGGGGGGGGGCAGUAGGGGAGUAAUUAGCUUAUCCUGGGCAUUUUUCAUUUUAUUUAAAUUAGAAGCCCUCCUUGUAGAUUUCUUUGCUCACGUAAAAAUAACUCUAUAGUAAGUCAUGUUCUCUAUAUGUGUACACUUUGAUUAGCGUAUGGAGUCAUAGAAAAUUAGAGGAAAAAGCAGGACAUCUCAAGCAAACUGAUCUCUACAAGACUGGAUUAUGCUUUGUUUUAAGUUCUCAAAAAGUCUGUGAAUACUUAAGAAGAUGUCCCUUGUAAAAUGAAUGCUCCUUGUAAGCCUGAUGCAAUGAAUGAAAUGACCUUCCACAUUUGUUUGGAAUGAUUUGUCUAAAAUUAAUGAACAAUAAAAAGAAAGGCUGCUGGGUUGGAGUAUUAAUUUCUAAACUUUAAUUUUAUGAAGUCCAUCAUGCUGAUAUAUUUGUUUCCCUUUUUGUAUGUUUGGCCUACAUUUUUGCUUCCUAUAGAUUGUAAUCACAUCGGCAGUAGGCAGAAUGUUGUCCUAUUGGCCAUUAUGUUCUGUACAGAGGCAAGACUUCUUUGUGUUCUUAGCAGCCCUUAGAAAAUGUAUGCCAUCUAAACAUGGUCAUUUGUAAGCAAAUUCUAUUGCAAUCACAUACCCUCCAACAUUUCUCCAAUGAAAAUAGGAAUGUCCUGUUCCUGUUCCUCCUCCUCCUCCUCCUCCUCCUCCUCCUCCUUCUUCUUCUUCUUCUUCCUGAGCAUCUGACUGGGUUGCCCCAGCAGCUGUGGGCUGCUUCCAACAUAUAUAAAAACAUAAUAAAACUUUAAACAUUAAAAAGCUUCCCUGUAGAGGGCUAUCUUCAGGGGUUGGAUAAUGAAAAUUGGGACAUACUAAGGAAAAGCAGGACAUUUUGGGAUCAAAUCAGAAAUUGGGACAGCUUCUGUAAAUCCAGUACUGUCCCUGGAAAAUAGGGACAGUUGGAGGGUCUACAAUCGAUAGUUUGCAGGCCCCGGUCCAGCCUUAAUAUCUACAUUUGAAUGAAUGGGGAAAGCUUUGGUUGACUGGACACGCCCGCCCCCCCCCGUCUGCCUUAGGGGGAGUCAACUGGACCAAAACAACUGCUUACAAAUGGUACUCUCAACAUGGUUGGAUAAGGAUGAAGGUGGUUAUGAGUAUUGUGUUUUGUUAAAAUGAUUUUUGUAAUUAUCAUAAAACAUUUUUUAAAAUAUUGGUGAGAUUUUAAAAAAAUGGAUAUGCAUGCUUUUUGUCUUUGCUCAAGUAUCAGUGUGAAUGAACACUUCCUGCAUUUCUAGUUGUUUUCACAUUAAGCCCAAUUUCAUCUCCUUUUCUUGUGCUCAGUACAAACAAACAAAAUACAUAAAACUUGGGCAGAAUUCCAGGGACAAGGUAAUAUCCAAACAGGUCUUAUGGUUCUUAUUUUGAAGUUAAAUAUGUUGAGCUUCUAGUGAAGUCCUGGUGAUGAGGUGUGUGAUUAAUGUGGAAUUUGCUUUCUAAAUUCACAGUAAUGAGGCUGACCAAACCUACUUUGUUCACCAAUAUUCCUGUGACCUGUGAAGAGAGAGACUUGCCAGGUAAAAUUUGUUAUGGUGUUAAAUAAUACUCAAACUCUGGUAGAUCACAUAUAGAGGCACACUGCUGUUAGAUUUGUUGUUAGGCCAGUGUAUACCUGAAAAUACUGUACUUGAAUGUGUGGAGUGUUGCUGAACAACACCAGUGUCAAAUAUCGUAGUUAAGUUAAAGCUCGGGGAUUGUGACCAGUAGUUUGCCUGUGUGUGAACCAGUGCAAUUGCGAUACUUCAUGAAACCUGGGUUCUGUAGGAAACUUUUCUGCUAACAAUGUACAGGUUAUUGCAUGUUUCUCUCCAUUGGCAGAGGCCAGUAGGAACAUACUUAUGCUCCAUCCUAAGUCCCCAGUCAUCAGCAUAGUGGGAGUGUGGGUGUGUUAGUACAGUCCUAGCAAGCUAAAAACUCAGUAAUGUGGAAUGAUUGAUGUUCACCACUAUGCGGAGCACAUGGACAUUUCAGAUCCCUUCUUUUUCAAACCAGAGUACAGAAACUUAAAAUUUAUUUUCCUUUUUUUGGCAUUGCUUCAUUUAUUGUCAUGUAUGCCCACAUGGAAUGCUUUCCCUGCAACACCCCAUAGAACUGAGAGACAUGAAAUGAUAGCCUUUCAAAACAACAACAAAAAUCAGAAGAUCUCACCUAGCAGGUCUUGCAAGAAUUCAUGGGAACUGGAGCCAAUGUUUGCCAAGAAGUUUCUGGGUCGCUUUUCCUUCCAAAGAUAGCAGAUAAAUUACCGUUGAAGGUUUUUAUUGGUUGUUUUUUUUAAAGAAACAAUAAAAUUCACAGAACUACAAAAAGUCUGUUUAAACCGCUAUUUAUACAAAUUACAAAACUGCUUAGAGUUGCUGGUUUAGAACUCUGCCAUUUAGUAUGGCAAAAAGAUUAAAUGUCCUUUCCUUCUAACACAAAUGCCACUUCACAUUUAUUUUCAAUUGUAUGUUCAGAUGAAAAUAUAUUAAAAUAAGUUAAAAGCCAGUGGCUAAUCAAUUAAAAUAUUUAAUUAGUUUAUAUAGAAAUAUCAAGAUAGUUGACCUGACAUAUAAUUUUAUAUUACUGCAGGAGAUCUGUUUAACCAGUUAAUGAAAGAUGAUCCUUCCACAGUAAAAGGAGCAGAAACAUUAAUGCUUGGGGAAAUGUUGACUUUGCCUCAGAAUUUUGGGUAAGAAUUGUAUAUAGAUGUGUAGAUUUGUUGAGAUAAUUGUUUUAUGAUCUCUAGUCCUGUGCAGAACUGUCCUAAUAUUGUAAAUACCAGCGGUUUCAGUUGUACUUGCUUCCAACUUAGAAUGCUCUUAGGCAGGGGUAGGCAAUCUAAGGUCCGUGGGCCAGAUGCAGCCCAAUCGCCUUCUCAAUCUGGCCUCUGGAUGGUCUGGGAAUCAGUGUGUUUUUACAUGAGUAGAAUGUGUGUUUUUAUUUAAAAUGCAUCUCUGGGUUAUUUGUGAGGCAUAGGAAUUUGUUCAUUCCCCCUCCCCAAAUAUAAUCCGGCCCACCACAUGUUCUGAGGGAUGGUGGACCAGCCCACGGCUGAAAUAGCUUGCUGACCCCUGCUCUUAGGACUGUGGCCUAAGCCUAUCUUCCUUGUCCUUCCUAUGGAUAAUGUCUAUUAUUAUUCUUAAUUUCCCCCUGCCACAAACCGUUUCCAAGGGCCUCUUGCGUUACAGGGUUAGGAAGCCAUCUAUUAUGGUUUCUAACUUUGAAUCAGUGGUACCUCUGAGUAAACAGUCAUUGGAUGAAGCAUGAAGAGAUCUUUACUGUUAAACAGAGGUGGUGAGUUAAAAGUAAAGCUAGCAACUACCAGACCAUGGUUUUGAAUAUAAGAACAUUCCUUCUGCUUUUGACUAAACCUAUCUAGUCCACCAUCCUCUUUCCCACAGUGACCGAUCAGAUAGCUAUGGAAAGCCUGCAAGCAGAAUGUAAGGACAAUAAUUCUUUCCCACUCUUGAUUCCCCAGGCAGUGGCGUUGCCUAUGAACCUGGAGGUCUCAUAUAGCCAUCAUGUUAUCCUUAUCUUCCACACAUGAAUCUGCCUAAUUCCCUUUUAAAAUCUGCACAACAUACUCAUAUACACAUCCAUGCUGUGUGCCUUAGCUAGCUCAGACUAGCUUACUUAUUUUAAUUUUGUUUGUUCUUGUCAACACUCUGCUGUGCUUAGGCACUAUAUUAAGUACAGUGGUACCUCGGGUUAAGUACUUAAUUCAUUCCGGAGGUCCGUACUUAACCUGAAACUGUUCUUAACCUGAAGCACCACUUUAGCUAAUGGGGCCUCCUGCUGCCGCCUCGCCGCCAGAGCACAAUUUCUGUUCUCAUCCUGAAGCAAAGUUCUUAACCUGAAGCACUAUUCUGGGUUAGCGGAGUCUGUAACCUGAAGCGUAUGUAACCUGAAGCGUCUGUAACUUGAGGUACCACUGUACUGAAACCAUAAGAUUGUCUUCAGAGGUUUUGAGCCUUGUGCAUGCAAUAUCAUCAAUGCUAGAAGAUGCAAAAAUGGAACACUAUAAGUAUGGCUUUCAUGGUACAAUAACAGAAGUCCAUGCAGUUGUUAAAAGUGGGCAAUAAUAGAUUUUAGAGAUUUAUUCAAAGCAAUGGUUUUAAGAGUUCUCUUUUCUCCUCCCUUCUUGAACAGAAAUAUAUUCUUAGGAGAGACAUUUUCCAGCUACAUCAGUGUACAUAAUGACAGUCACCAAGUGGUAAAAGAUAUUUUGGUAAAGGUAUGUUUGUUCUUAUCAAGUAGUUUUAAGUGUGUUGUUAAGGUAAUUAAUCAGUUAACGUUUUUCUAGUUGAAGGAAACUUUGAACAAAAACAAUGGGGGGGGGUGUCUAAAGGUAACAGGGUAAAUUGUAAAGGCAUAUUCUUUUUGCUUCUUUUUGAGGCAGUGAAAGUAGGUUUGUUCUGCACUUUUCUUACCCGUUCCAAGUAUAUUCCAAUGGAAAGUUCUACUGUACAACCACAAUCGUGCAAGAGAACAUUACAAUUGCAUGUUAAGCUUUCGGGAUGCUUGAGCAUCACAUCUUCCCAGUGGACAGUGCCCAGAUUUUUAAUGAAUGCCUUGGGGAAGACGGAAUGUAAAAUCAGUUAAAGCAAUGAAAAACCAUUUUCAAUAAUACAAUUCAACCUCUCUUUUAUUGAAGAGUUUUUUUGUUCUCAAUUCCAAGGCUGAUCUACAGACAAGUUCGCAGCGUUUAAACCUUUCAGCCUCUAGUGCUGCAGUGGCAGAACUCAAACAAGACUGUUGUAUCGAUGAUGUAAUACACCAUGAAGUAAAGGAAAUAGGAACGCACAUGUAAGACACAUUAUACUCCCCCCCACCCCAUUCAUAGGGUUGUAUCUAACGGUAGCUUGCCAAAGGCAGGACACCUGCUUGUUGCCAAUCCCUCCUUCCCAAUGUGUCUCCCUCACUCCAAAAAAAGCCUUUCGAAAGAUAUGGGGAACUCCUGGAACAGUAUAGGAUAUGGCACAGAGAGCUGCAGUUGAUCCCGUGGGGAAUGGUACCUUGCAUUAGGAGAAAUGCUUCUGGUAGUCUCAAACCAUUUGUAAACUUAAUUUAGUUUUUCCCAUUCUGUAAAAAAUAAAUAAAUUGCCAAAUGUGUUCAGAAUUCUGAAGGAGAUGAAUUGCAAAUUUGCAUCAUUUGCUCCAUUUCCCCAUUCUCCUCCCAACCUGGAAACACAAGCAAGACUGAAAACUAGUUAAACCCCACUGAAUCAUUUGUCUCUUUCAGCUUAGUGUGUGCAGUAAGCUACACCACACAGACAGGUGAGAAGAUGUACUUCAGAAAGUUCUUCAAAUUUCAGGUAUUAAGCUGACAUAGCUGGCAGUGUUGACUGUGAUUGAAGAUAUCUAACCCUUUUCUAUCUCUCUGUCUCUUCUAUGCUGCCCGUGCUUGCAGCUUUCUCCAGAAUUUAUCUGGGGCAAAUUUGGUGGUGGUGGUGGUGCAGUUGUUGUUAAGGUUUCUUUUAAUGUUGGGUUUGUCGGUACAAGUUCGCAUCAGCGUCAAAGUGAUGUCCAAGAGAGGCUAGUACCGUAAUGUGAAUCAGAAGUCCCCCCAGGAGCACCUUCUAGGUCCAUCCCUCUAGAAAUGACCAGAGCUAUCGUAGCACCAUGUCUCCCAGGUUGAACCCCAGAAAGUCAAUAGAAUCAGUAGCCACUGAUUCUAUACUCUCUCAGUCCACUAUACUCUGUCAGUCCAGUCCUUAUCAUAGGUCAUCUACCAAGUUGUCUGUAAGCCAAGUCAGAGACAGAUUGGAAUUAAUCCAGAAUGAAUGAAUGAAUGGAUGAUGGUAGGUAAGUAGGUAGAUAUGGGUAAAGUUGCAGAAACCAGGGAUGCCAAUACCUCACGGAGUUUAGAAGUGGGGAACCUUAUCUGGGUCCUCUCCUGGUAACUUUAAAAAUAACCAAGUGAAGUGUUUUGAUUUGGAAGUUUGGCUUUUAGGGUAGAAACCCCAGAACAGCAUUACAGAAAAUACCUUCUGAGGAGUGAGGUGUCUGUACAUAGAGGAAUCAGGUAUCAUAAGGAUAUGGGGUUCCUGUGCCUUUUAACAGCUACAUAAUGUGCAAAAAAUGAAGACAUGAAGUUUUCCUAGCAUGAACUUGCAGAGAUGAAGGUAGUGGCAUCUGCUGAAUUUCUGCCUUUUCCACAUCUGUCAAAGGUAUAGUUGCCCAAUCAUAAAGUCAUGAAGAUAUGGCAGGUAGCAAACGUAGAGUUAAACAGUAGCUACUCCACAGGUGACCCUUGUUGAAAACAUAGCUAAAUUUCAGCAUGGUUCCGGAGGUGAAGGUGCAGAGUGCUUGCUUCUGAAACUGCAGGUGCUCCUCUCGUCUCUUGCUCUCUUGUUUCCGGGAGGAGCAGGGAAGGAGCAAAGCACCUCUGUUUUUAGUAACAUGCACAAGUAUUUCCAUAUACUUCACUAUGAUUUAAAGGUGAAACUCUUGCAUUAAAGUGGCAUGCAAACCAAUUAUUUAAUAAGAAUAAUUUAAGUCUAUUUGCAGUCUGUCUUGAUUUCAGGGUCAGAAUCGCUGAUAUGCAAAUGAAAAGAUUUUAUUUAUUUGUCACGUAUAUAAAACCUGAUAAUUGAUAUGCUUUGCUCCUUUAAUUAGAAAGCUUAGCCAGCAAUUGAUAGUGUAAUUGCUUGCAGCUGAUUUGCCACUGGCUGACUUCCUUCCAACAGCAGAAGCUGGGAAAAAGCAGCAUUUCUUAAUUAAAGCUUGUGGAAAUUAAAACUGCUAAUUUUGAAAUGCAUCAUUAUAUUAAAGACUAUGAUCGUGACCGAUAUGACACUCUGGUAUAAAAAUAACUUUUGUGGGAGAGGUUUUUUGCCAUGCUACUGUAAAAUCCUUUUACCUGAUCAAAAUGAGGAAGCGUCUGUAGACAUAGGAAAGAAAAAGUGGGAUGUGUAAGCUGGGUUCUUCCACUGAAGUAAACUUUGGGGUUUGCUUAUAUGGAUGCAAGUUAAUAACUUUACUUUUGAAUUACUCAGAAACAGGUAGUACUUAGUGUUGAUGAAGGAGUUUGAUAAAUCUCCCUUUAGUAUUUAUUCUUUUUUCAAACAGGUCCUCAAACCGCUAGAUGUGAAAACAAAGUUCUACAAUGCUGAGGUAAAUGCAGAAUAUUGUAUUUAGUGCUUGGUGUCCAAAAUUCUGAACAGGCUCUUAGUGAAAACUUGUUAUAUUGGGAAUUAAAAUGGUGGUUCUUUUUCAGGAUUAUAGAUCUAGAUCUCCCAUUUGAGAUAUAAUAGGCCCAUUUCAUUAUCUGUUCUGUUAAACCCAGACAAAUAAACAGAACUUUCUCACCUGGCAAAGCAUUUUUAAAUUAUUCCUUUCUACAUAAUAUUAAUCUUUUGUCUUUUAGAAUUGACAGGUGUUGGCAGUUUGACCUUACACACUUUUUAUUAGCUGGAAUAGCCACAAAAUAGAAAAAGACAAAAAUCUGAGGAGAUAAACUUAGGAAAAUAGAGCUGAAAGGAUUGUUUGAAAACUAGGUGAAGGAGUGAAUUUGUUUAACUGUACUUACAGUAUUUUAUUUUUUUUAAAAUAAUAAACCAAGUUGUAUGUUAAAAGCUACUAAGAAACUACAAAAUACCCCAAAGGGCAUGCUAACAGUGGAACAGAGUCCAUCAGAAAGUGGUGGACUCUCCUUCCUUGGAGGUUUUAAAGCAGAGCUUGGACGGCUCUCUGUCAGGGAUGCUUUAGUUGAGGUUCCUGCAUUGCAGGGAGUUGAACUGGGUAACCCUCAGUUUUCUGUCCAACUCUACAGUUCUGUGAUUCUGGCAUAAAAUUUCUGUAUGCCAGCUAUAGAAAAUGGCUGCCUAGCUAUUACAUCUUUGGAAAAAUAUAAUGAUCUUGCCCUCUUUCCUGGCCGAGGGUGAGGAAAACAGGUGAGUACAAAUCUAAACCUUGCUCUCCUCCUCACUUUAAUCUAUCCAUUUGUCAUUGCCAUCACCAUUUGGGGAAAAUGUGGCUGUAUAUUUAGUUAUAAUCCAUUUUAAAAACAUUUGUUUCAUUAUCAACUGGAUAAACUUGUGGUUCAGAUUUAGUCAAAAAGGCAGCUACCUUAUUUAAAAACGGACAUUAUUGAUGUUAAGUAAACUAAUACUAGGUGAUAUGCCAGAGUAGAAUUACUUGUCAGGUCUGUGUGACAGUAAUGCAGCGGGUGCGGAUUUCCCCAUCACUGCAUCUCCAUCCUGAGAUAGGUGCAACUUGAUGAAUUAUAGAAAGACCUUUGGGUCUUAAAGGCACAGUGCCUCUGACAGAGAUGCUCUUCAAGUGCACUUGUGCCCGUGAUGGGAUUGGUAAUUCCCUGAGUUGUUGGCCAAACAAUAUUUAAAGAUACCUAGUAUAAAGGGGGUGGGGGGAUUGAAAAAUGUAAAGGUUGUUAUGGUACCGAAUUAAGCUUUUGAAGAAAGGCAAUUCAUUGGGAGGUGCAUUUAGCACUUGUCCUUUUCCAAUGGUGCUUUCAAUUUUCUUGUAGCUUAUUAAUUACAAUGGGAGCUUUUGUUAUAGGAUGAUGUAUAAAUACAUGCAGUUAAUAUGCAGACUGGCUCAAUUUAAAACCCAAGAGUCAUCAGUAAACAGCUUUCCUUCCCAUAUUUAAGACAUUGUGCAUUAAUAGAGUAUUUGUAAGAUUAACGGGUCCUCAGUUUUCCCCCAUAUGGAAGUAUUCAGCCAAGUAAUGGACUUCUUCUGUGAGCAUGUACUGGUUUACCAUUGUGUUCAUUGUGCACUCCCUGUGUUUGCCAUUUCACAUAAUUUAUUUCUUCAUUAUACCAUAUGCUGACAUGGUCUUAUUUCGAAAUAAGAUUUCUUAGUAGUGAGCCUUUCAUUUUUAUUGCCAGUUUACAUUUCUCUCUUACUAAUGCUGUCUUGUUUAGAAAGUACCAAAAAAAAUGCAGAAAGGUGCAUUUUAUUUGAAACUUAGUUGUCCUCCUUUUUUUCUUUAACAUUUAACCCUAAUUUCUCUAAUGUUUUCUUUUUUAUUUUCCCAUUAGAGUGACCUCAGUUCUGUGGUAAUUUUAUUUAUUAUUUAUAAAUAUGUAUGCUUGUCUUCUGUUUGUCUUUCUGCCUGUUACUAACAUUAUUUGGAAAACAUAAUGGAAAAGCAAUGUUUGUACACAUAGAUAUUGGCUUGUUUCCCCUUUCUCCCCAUACUAGCUCUCUCCUUGCAUCCAUUGUUUAACAGUAUUUUGCAGUUCAGACUUCUGUACUGAAUAAAUAUUUCAGUAAACUACUGUGACUAGGAAAUUAAUUGUUGACCACAGAGCAACAAUGAUAUUCCUAGAGGCGUACUGUUGAGGCUACAAAAGCACAUGGGCUGGGCUAUUUUUGUUGCAGUUUCUGUUGGGAGCACAACAUGUUUCAUUGGGCAAAAAUUCAGUUUUCUGCAAAUCUUAUGAAACAUUUGUUUUAUUUAUUUACAUAAGAACAGCUCUGCUGGACCAGACCAAAGUUCAGCAUUCUGUUCUCACAGUGCCCAGCCAGAUGCCUAUGAAAAGCCCCCAAGUAGGACAUGAACAUGAUAGUACUUUCCCAGCUGUGAACCUCAGCAACUCAUAUUCGGAGGUCUGUUGUCUCUGAUGCUGAAAGUGUGAUUUGUCAUGAGUGACUAGAGUGGGGUGUCAUGGUCUGGAAUAGUUCUGGGCCUGUCUGAUGAUUCACAAAGCCAGAAUGAGUUAUGCAAAAAGAAAAUUAAAGUUGUAUAAGAAAUUGCAUUAAAUUGAAGGUAUUGGGUUGGAGGCCAAUCUAUCCUUCUGCAUGCAGAAAGAUUUUUCAUUCCCAGAAGGGCUUUUACAGUACAGGCUAGAAUGUCAUGUGAACAAGUGAAAUGAAAUUCAGUGGCUAUAAAAUCUCUUACACAAGCCUAGUAUUAGAUUUGUUCAUCACUUCCACAUCUAAGGAAGUCUCAAGUUUACUUAUAGCCAAAGCAAAAUAAAAUACAUAGCAAAUGUAUCCAUUAAGGCAACACUGCAUGCUAACCAUGUACAUCCACCAAUAGUCUAUUGCAAACAAGAAUAUCUUCUCUCCUCCAAUGACGUGUGAAGAGCCUACUAGAUCAAAUGCAAGCUUCCUUGGGGAGAGUGUUGCACAAGCUGGUGGCUGCCAUUGGAAAGACCUGUUAUCUCAUUGCUACCAUCUUAGCAUCUCUUAAAUGGGAGCACACAGAGAAGGACCUUGGGUUAUCUUAAGAGUCCCAAGUAGGUUUAUACGUGGAAAGACCAUUCUUGAGGGUUUGGCCCUCAAAGGCAAUUUUUUAAAAAAUCAUUUAAUUGACUAGUAUAGCACUUCGCAAAAUUCUGCUAGUGCCUAUUUUCCUUCCAAUGUGUUGUGCAAAUUUCCUUACGUAAUUUAUAUAUUUUUCACUAUUUGGAAUAGUGGUCUUUACCUGAUAGUGUUUCUUGUGUUUGGUGGUAUAAAAGUACACAGAGCCUUGCAUGUAGGCUUGUUUCAUAUUAAAUCAUGGCAACAUUUCUGUUAUCUGCUGUUUUUGUGAAGACACUGGAUGGGAGGAGAGAGACAAGAUAUUUCACAUCUUUCUUUAUAUGUUUAUUAAAACUCUCUUCAAAUUUAUGAAUGCAUGUGGCAAUGAUUCUAACGGCGUAAUUGCAGUUCAAAUCUUAAUGUGUGUGCUAUAAUAAUCCAGGAAAUUUGCUGUGAAGCGCUCUGAUCGAAUCAUGCUAUUGAGACUAAUCAUGAGAGUAAGACUAAUCAACCCCUGCGUCAUUGUAAGCUACCUUGCUUUUUCAUUAUGCUGCUUGGUUUUGUUUUCUUCCCUCAACUUGGCUCUUGCUAAAUUUCUGGUGGUUGCUGUUUUAAAAGACACUGAUGGGAAAUUUGGAAAACACAAGAUGUAAGCAAUGGAUUUAUGGGAUAUUCUUUCAGAAGAGUAGAAAAAUAUUAAAUCCCUAGUGCUAGAAGACACGAUAGUACCAGUACUUAAGGUUUUUUAAAAAAAUUAAAAGCAAGAUAACUGAAUUUUAUUUGUCAUUGGUGUUUUGCUUGAAUACAUAAUACUCCCCUCCCUCUAAUCUAAGAAGACCAGAAGCUGCUGCUUCUAUUUUACAACAUGCACUACCUUUUUUAAAAUACAGAUAAUAGGCCAAAAUUAACCAAAAGUACAGAUCUAAUAGUGUUAGGUGACAUCAGCAUAACAUGAUAACCCUAGAAAGACAAUUUCUAGGACAAUACAGAUCAAACCUUUAUUCACCUGUUGCUUUCUGGUCUUCUCAGCCACUGACAGGAAUUUUUCCGCUGCCAAAGAGACUCCAGGAAUUUUGUCUAAUAGGUAAUUUACCUAAAAGUUUGCUGAUCUCCCAGCAAAGAGCCUGAAAGGGAGUAUUCUGUUUUAGAUUAACCACUGUUUAAGAAUCAGACAAUAUUCUAAACUGUGGCUAAUCUUACAGUGGUUUGAAAUGAGCCAGCUUCCCAAAUUGUGGCUUGCUUUCACUAACUAGUUAGAAUCAACGACCAUUGGUCCAGGUUUGCAAAAACAGAAAUGAAAGCUGCUGGAGAGGGAAGGAGUAGUAUGUGAGGCUGAGGCUUUCUCCACCUUGUAAAACUAAGCUAAUGUCUGACCCACCCAUUGUCUUUUGAUGGCCCUCCAAAUAACAUCAAAUGUGAGAGGCUGGAAUUGUUUUACAGUUUGCCACCACCAUUCAAAAUCCAGUUCCAACUCAAUUUUUGAUAAACGGUGGAAAAUAGGCAUGGGGCUAUCCUGUUUUCAGUUACAAAAACCAAGUAUGCCCCUUUUUCUUGAUGGGAUUUUCCAUUUUACACAGAGCCUCCACAUGCCUGUAAUCAGAUGUGUUGUUGGAGCCUUUGAUCGAGUGGCUCCCAUCGUUCCUCCCCUGCAGGCAUCCCUUUGAUUGUCAGCAGGUUUUGAUUGCAGCUUUGAACUGCCAGAAACGUCACACUGCUUUGCAGGACUGAGAUCUUGCAGAGACAUUUAAGCAGAUCACGUUUGUACCAUGUCCCCGGUUAAGGGACAUGCAGUUGAUAAUUGCAUCAAGUUCUUUAAUUAUUGAGAUGGGAAAGACACUAGGUGUCUUAGAACCAGAAAUAAGGUUGUUGGGGUAGUAGAAUAUUAAGCUCUGUGCCAUUAUGAAAGUUUAUAGCAGAGACUAGAACAGUUCUUAGGUCAAUGUGAACAGUUUGUGUAGCAUGCCUCUAAACCCCUGUAACAGUUCAUACACUUAAAAAAACACCUAUUAACAAUAUUUUCUUUGUAUGCAGCCUGGUGCAUCAUUAAUCUGGCAUGGCAUGUGUCUGUUGUGCAUUGCACUCAUUUUACAUUUAUAAAGUGUUAUUUCUUUCCUUUUAAAAGAAAAUCUGAAUUGAAGUGGACCGUUGGAGCUCAGCUUGCAAGUCCCAUUUAGGCCAUAUAGACACUACCUUAGAAUAGGAAAAUACGACAAAGUUUUCCCAAAUCCAUUGUUCAGCACUAUUCCAGUUGACUAACAUUUUUGCUUCUACUGCUCUCUGUUGGGAUAAAGACUUUUCUCGCAUUUAAUGACUGUUACUUUUGAUUUUCAGGCAUGAACUAACUGCGUUUGUGGUUUAAUGUUUUUCAAACACUUGAGAUGCUGGAGCAUUUUGUCAGUUGAGAUUAUUUUUUUAUUUAGGCAUUUUCUCUGCUCUUUUAGACUGAUGAAGUAUUUUUGGAAGCUCAGAUUCAGAAUAUCACAACCUCUCCAAUGUUCAUGGAGAAGGUGUCACUGGAACCUUCUAUUAUGUACAACGUAGCAGAAUUAAAUGCAGUCAACCAAGGUGAGGACAGGUAAGGGCCUUAUUUGCUUCUUCAUACUGUACUGGCUACAGUCACGCGUCAUGGUGCUUGUAUCUUCAUGUAUCAAUAACUGAAGCUAUACGUGCGCUGAUGAAGCUGUUCUUGCAAAUGGACGCUCUUUGCUGUGGUUCCUUGUAUUAUGGGCCCAGAGUACAGUCGUACCUUGGUUCUUGAACGCCUUGUGACUCGAACGACUGUAUAAUUUUGUGUCAUACUGCUUACUGUGGUAUCUUGAUGAUCUUGCUACUUUUGCUUUUAAUUUAAAACAUUGGCAUAUACCUCAAUUCAUUUUCUAUGAACUCUCUUAACUAUCACCACCAUUUGUAUCGAAAGAUUACUGUAGAAUAUAGUCCAGUGUAGCAUAGCAAAUAGGUGGUCUAGCCAGUUUGAGCCCCCCCCCCCAUUUCUAUAUUCCUCCCUUCCAAACUUUCGCAGAAACAUCUUGCUAUCUUGCUUGUCUUUUAUUUUUUUUUCUCUGCUAAGCCUGAUUUCCUUAAAACUUCUGGAAGCAGGCUACUUUCUUUCUUAACUGAAAAGGCAACCCAAAAUUGAAUCUGAUAGCCAAUUCACUGGAUUUUUGUCGAAAAGUCCAAUUUUGAGGUACAAGCUAAGGUAAACCUGCCCCUUCUCUUCCAGUGUGUCAACAUUUGGUUCAAGAACGUAUCUGCAGCCUAUGGAUACUCGACAGUAUCUUUACUGUCUUAAACCAAAGCAAGAGUUUGCAGAGAAAGCUGGCGUUAUUAAAGGUGUGACAGUCAUUGGAAAGCUUGAUAUAGUAUGGAAGACAAACUUGGGCGAAAGGGGAAGGUUGCAAACCAGUCAGCUCCAACGAAUGGUAAGUAUUUUUCAGAAGACUCUCUUUAAAGACAGAAGGGAAAUAGUGAAGAGCCUGUGCAGAUACAGCUUACCUCUGAAUAUCAGGUGCUGGGAGGAAAAUUUAGAAAUUGAAAAAACAAUAUUGGAGUAAAUAGACCUUGAUGUGAUCCAUCGGGAUUCUUCUCAAGUUCUCAUUAAUAUUACAGUUUAUAAGACCAGAAAUAUAUAUACAGCACUUUUGCUGGAACAUAGAACAGAUUCUUUUCAGCGGUCCCCACCCCAAAUACGGAAUUUGAUUCCAAGUGAGAUCAGGUAUAUUUCCUCCCUUGCUUAAACAUGCCUUGUUUACAUCAGUUUUUUUCAUCAGGGUCUUUGGGGCCAAUGCUAAUUAUUUGGGGAAUGACCAUAGCUCAGUGAUAGAGCAUCUGCUUUGCAUGCAGAAGGUCCCAGGCAUCAACAGGCACAGCUGUGAACGUCCCAUCUGAAAUCUGCUUUUGGUCGGUGUUGACAAGACUGCACUAGAUUGACCAGUGUCCUGACUCAUUUCAAGGCAGCUCCCUGUUUCACGCUGCUCUUUGAGAACUAGAUGGCUUACCGUAUUUUGUUGUUACGCUGGCUUGUAUGUUCCUGGGAUGAGACUGCCAUAACUUGUUUUACUACUGAAUGUUGUGGAUUAAUAUUUGUCUGUGGUUGUAAACUGCUUUGCCAAGCAACUUUGCCUAAAAAGUGGUCUAAAACCUGUUUAAUUAAAUAUCAACAUAUAGUUAAAUACAACACUACUUGAAAGCAGUGGCUUGUGCACUCAUAAGGAGAAAAGGCUGUAGAGGUUUUACUCAAGAGUAGACCUAUUGAAAUUAAUGCACCUAAAUCAUGUUCUUUAAUCUCAGUGGGUAAAACUUACUUAAAUGCAGAAUUGUAUCUUAAAAUUUACUUAUAUCCAGAAUUGUACUGUAAAUCUCAGUUUUUAUGUUUUCUUUCUGAAGAUGUUUGAGGUUGCUCCUGUUCAUAAAAACCCAUAUGAGGACUCCCAAGUACAUCAGCAUAAACAUGAAAAUUGUAAUGUUACAUAUACUUCUCCAGAAUGUCAUCCUACGAUUCACUUGUAGUGCCUUUCAGAUGUUGCUGUGAAUUGUAACUUCCAUCAGUCCUAGCCACAAUAGCCCAUAGCUGAGGAUGGUAGAAAGUGGAAUCCAUCGGAAGGGAUGGCCAUUUCUACUCUAGUACUACUGCUUGUCUCGUAUCCCCACCCCUCCCUCCCUCCCUCUCUCUCUCUCUCUCUCUCUCUUUCGGUGUGGGUGUACCUUGCUAAACUUUUAAUGCUUUCUUAGGCUCCAGGUUAUGGUGAUGUCAGGGUUUCGUUGGAGACAAUUCCGGACACUGUAAACCUGGAAGAACCGUUUGAUAUUACAUGUAAAAUAACAAACUGCAGGUAAUGAAAUUACUUCCCCUCCUGCCAUCUCUAUUUUUUAAGAAUUGUAGUUUGAACUGCUUACCGUUUCCAGUCAAAGGGGUAGGUUUUGUAGAGAUAAUUCACCCAAUGUUUUAGAUGUAUUAAAAUACUGUUUGCAUUCAAGGUUUUCCUUACUGCAGGAAUAUAUAAUUAUUUUUAAGGUGAUGGAAAUGGUUUGUUUUUUAAAUGAACAUUCCUAGAUAUAUAUAAUUUUGCCCCUCACUUGCUGAGAUACAGUGGACAAAGUAGAUUUUAGAAUUCCAAAAAUAUUUGUGGUUUUUAUUGAUGGAGAGGAGAGAGAGGCAGUGACCUAGUUGGUCCAAUGUGCUGAAAAAGAUGUGUGCAUUUGUAUUACAUAAGGACUUCAUUUUUAAACCAUUUUAAUAAUCAGAAUUUAAAAGAAAUACAUGUUUUAAUUAUCAUGCUGGCUCCUGUUGGGCAAUUACUAAGCCACAGGUUUGUUGGAAGCAUUAAAUGAUUUAACCACCGUAUGCAUCACCCUGAAACCUUUUCUUUCUAACCAUAGAAAGAAGGCAGCAAAGAAAAAGAAAAACACAUGAACUGGUGUGAACUGGCCCUUAGACAAAUUGAGAUCUAUGUUAAUUUAUUAUUCUUUUCCAUCCAGCAGUGAAAGAACCAUGGAUCUGGUUUUGGAAAUGUGCAACACUAAUUCCAUUCACUGGUGUGGGGUGUCAGGAAGGCAGCUGGGCAAACUGCACCCAACUUCAUCCCUACACUUGACACUUACACUGCUUUCAUCUGUGCAGGGACUACAGGUAAGAUCUCCCGCUUGGGCAUUGCAAUCCUAUGUGGGGUUGGAGGGAGUAGCUGUUGGGCUUGUGUCUGUAGGGCAAAAGGCUGGGGGGUGUUUUCCUUUCCUCUGUCCCUUGUCCUUUCAAGGGCAGACCCCCUUCUCCACCCAUGGAGAGAAACUGAAAAAUCCAAUUGCCCUGGAAUUUCUUUCCAAGAAUGGCGGCAUGGGGUCCUUAUAACCCAUAUAAGGUGAUACUGUUGAGUUAUAGGGCUCUUACGACCAGUUCAGAAGCCUGUUACGUUUCACAUUGUCAAUCCUUUUUUCUCCCCCUUUCAUUUUAGACUGUCUCUGGCUUGAGAUUAACAGACACCUUUCUGAAGAGAACGUACGAGUAUGAUGAUAUUGCACAAGUCUGUGUAGUUUCUUCCAAAAUAAAAGAAAACUGAAAGUGAACCCUUUUUGUUUUAAUAUUUCCUAUUUUGGUUUUUGGACCCAACCCUCUGGCAAUAUCUGCAAUCCAAAAAAGAAUUUCUUUAUUUAACUGCCCCUUUGGAAUUCAAUCUGGCAUCCUUGGAAUGUUUUUAAAAAACAGUUUAUUUGUGAAGAGCCAACCAUAUGUAUUUUAAACUAUUUGGAAAUAAAGCCCUUAGUCCAAUUAUGCAGCUG